Molecule: messenger RNA, 1801 nt
Organism: Drosophila busckii
Lineage: Eukaryota; Metazoa; Arthropoda; Insecta; Diptera; Drosophilidae
Exons: 3
Coding region: 1-1275 (424 amino acids)
Source: RefSeq, a predicted model, not a curated record
AUGCGAACUAAGCACCUCAUACUAAUAUUAAUCGGUGUGAUAAUCGCAACGAUCGUCUUUAUCGCCUUCGGACCUGCCGGCGAGCCAAACGAUUCAUUCAAGCACAUUGUGGUGCAGACGCAUCAACAGCUCAAAGAGUUUCAGGAAAAUCUGCGCGUUGGCCUGGAACGAAAGAAACUUGAGCUCGAGCCAAAGUACUUGUUGCUGCUGGGCUUCAGCUCGUCCCUCAACACCAACGAUGCAUCACAGCAGCCACUGGCAAACGCACAGCAACAACAACAACAGCAGCAGCAGCAACAACAAAAAACAGACACGCCUGUUGUGGGCAGGCACGCGGAGCAGGAGCUGAAUGAGUUGCGCUACCAGGGCAGCAACAGUUUGCAGAGCGCCACGAAUCGGCAGCAGAAGAGUCAGCGUAAACGCAUAACUACGCCGUAUAACGGCACCAAGGCGAACUUUACUAUAGUUACCUAUGUGCAGGAGGGACAGGUGGCAUCGGCAAUAUUAUGGGCACAAAACAUAGCCACGAAGCUGCCCAGCGAGUAUCUGCUGAUCUACGAUCUGGGCGUCAGCGAGGAGCAGUUGCGCUCACUGAGUGCUUACUGUAACAGCAGUCGCUGCGCCGUCAUCACCUACGAUCUAUCCGAGUUUCCAUCGUUUGUCGAUGAUCAGCGCACGCAUGCAUAUCGCCCCAUUGUGAUUAAGGACGCGCUAAUGCGCGCCAAGUGCGUGCUCUUUACUGAGAACUACAUGCGCUUGCGUGGCGGCCAGCGCGAGCUGCAGGAGCUGCAGAAGCGUGUCAUGGUCUCCGGCGUACUUGGCUGGAAUACGCCCACAGCUGUAUCCUCGCGUACGCAUCCCAAAAUGUUUGAUUACUUUGAAUCCGAUGCGGAUGAUUUUAAUUUUCUGCGCAUGGUCGAUCUCGAUGCAGUUUUCUUUGUCGAUACGCUAUUCGUUACGGAGAAGAUAAUGCUGCCCUGGCUAAGAUGUGCGCUUACUAUGGAAUGCAUCGAUCCAAUUGGUGCUCAAUCAAAUGGAUGCAAGUAUAACAAAAAACCAUCAUAUCGCUAUUCCGGUUGUCAUGCCUAUGAUGCGUCAGCUUUCAAUGUGGUGCUGGGUGUAACCUGGCAUUUGGAUGAUACCAAAUACUCGCUGCCCGCCAAUGCCGCUGUGCCGAUGUUCUAUAAGGAGACGCUGGAGCAGGCCACCAAAAUAUUGGAGAGUCGACGACGCAAUAGCAGCAGCACAUCCGAUCAUCCAUUUACGGAGGACUGAGCUGUCGGACAAGACACACACAUACACACACACACUCACUCAGGAGCCGCUGGAUCAAAGCAUAACUUAUUGCUUUAGAAAAAAUUUAUUAUAAUUAAUAGAGUAUUGAUUAUUUUUUUAUUUUGUUUGUGUUUAACAUUGAAUACAGACGAGAAGAGGAAAAUUUUUAGUGAUUUAGUUACUUAGGUUUAUAUAGUUUUGGGCCAUACAUGUGCCAGACCAGUGCAGAGCAGCAGCUUCUAACUAAUAUUUAGUGCUAGAUUUAGUUAAAAACACGCCUUAGUUACUUAUUUGGACAGUCUAUGAUUUGAGAUACGUCUGCCUAACUUGAAACACUUUUGUAAAUAAAUAUACAUACGUAUUUAUAUACAUACAUAUAUAUUUUGUGAUUGUAUUCAAUAGUUACACAACGUACAUAAUAAAUUCAAUUAACUAAAUACAAUUAUAUAACUAUGUACCAUAUGCAAAUGAGCCAAAAACAAAAGAAACAAUCUAAGCUAAGUAAACUUAACAAAUAAAAUAUAAA